AUGCGCCUCUUUAAGAGAAACAAGUCGCCGACACAUCAUCCAGUGCGAAGCGCCGAACAGCUGGUCCCCGCGUUGACUCCACACCCAGACCCCGUCGACGACCGGCGCUAUUCACAAUUUGAGUACCAGGCGCCUAGCCAGUCUCAGUCUCACUCGACUCCCCAAUCCUUGAGUCGAUCUCAGAGUCAGCGUCAGUCCAAGUCCCUGCGUGACCGACCGACCGUCAACGUUGUCCCUGAAGAGCGUCACGAUAAGGGUCACUCUGUGCGACCCUCGAGUAUUCUCGAACGCAGUAUUUCUGUCAGGGGCAAGACCAUUUCCAAUCCCAUCUCACAGCCUGCUUCACCUCGAGUCUCACACCCAGAAACCCUGAACGAGAUCGACGAAUUCUCGCAUUCCUACUCCGAGAACCCCUCACCGGUGACCGCGCAAUCCUUUGAGCCGCGCUCUGCGUCUCUGGCCUACCAACAUCAACAAACCCCCCAGCGAGGCCCCCGUCCCUCUCACCCCGCGCAUACACCGGACAACGAGCGGUCGCAACUGAAACCAGUCAAACCCCCACUUCACACCCAGCCCCUCCCCUCGCGGGCCAACGACGCGGAGCAAUACACGCGCCCCUCGCCCACCGACGUCCCAGAAUCCCCUUACCACGAGACACACCGGGGCUUUACUCCUCAGGACCCGGUAAUGACUACCCGGCCCCCAUCCCAGUUCGAGCCGCUUUCCCCCGUCCAAACCCGUAAUCCUGACGCCAUGCAGUCUCAGGGACAACCCCAGGCCCAAUUCCAGUCGGACAAACCACCUGCAGCUUCCCCGCAGCAGGAUCGCAGUCGGCCGGGCAGUGUGUCCAACAUGCCUGAGAACGGUCGGAACACACCCACACACCGCCGCGAGGAUUCCGGGGAAAUCGAUGUUCGGGCCUUGCUUUCAAAACACGAAGAACUCCAGUUAAAAUAUUCCAAAGUAAAGCGAUACUACUUCGAGAAAGAUGCGCAGGUUCAGCAUCUGCAAAACACGGUAGCCCACCAGCGGAUGGCGGUGUCGCGCACCGUUCUCGACGAUAACGAGUAUACAAACCGGUUCCAGCGACUAGACGGAGCGAUUAAAGACUUGGCAUUUUCAGUGCGGAAAGAUUGGCGUGGCAUUCCACCCUGGCUUGGUGGAAUGGUGACCGACGAGGCACUUUCCACUGGAACAAAGGAAAUGACCCCGGUCGGACGAGCGAUCAUCAGUCGGUGGCUAGUAGAAGAAGUCUUCCAGCGACACUUCCACCCAGCCUUGGAGCCCGCCUUCAGCGUGCAGCUCAAGAACGUCGAAAUGAACCUCCGUCGCCAACGCCCGACCUCAGACGAGGAGCGCGAUAACGCCUCUGCCAGGCUCUCCUACUGGCGCCGCACAACCUUGGACGGUCUGAGCGACAGUCUGGUCGGCCAGGACGCAGAAGAACACCGCGCUGAGCUCGUCGAGCAUCUCAUCGUGGAACUAGCUGCCUUUAUGGGCGCGCAGCUGCACGACCAAGCCCACCCGGGCCUCGAAGCGAGCGUGCGAAUGAUUAUCGAAAAUUCAAUUAACAUCAUUGAGAAGAUUCCCCUCGAGGCACGGGACGUCUGCGUCGAUUAUUUCCCGCCCGGCGUCUCCCUCGCAGAUCAAUAUAUGAAGGUCGAAGGCCAACUGCCAACUCUCAACCAUCCACCCCCUCUGGAGACAGAGGAGGAGUCAGAAGAGCCCAGCGCUGCCGUUGAGAGCCCUUCGCCCGCACAACAAAAGUCACGAAAGUCAAUGUUUGGAGCCCUGAUGGGCCGCAAACCCGUGGCCGUCGAUAAUCGUCCGACGCCAGGAGAAAAGGAACCGGAUAACAGCCCGCCACGCAUUCGCUACUCGGCUUUCCUGGCAGUCGAAGUGCGUGGUAAAGGGCCUGCGACAGUGUUGAUCAAGUCGCCUGUCUGGUUGAUUGAGUAA
Molecule: messenger RNA, 1959 nt
Organism: Penicillium brevicompactum
Lineage: Eukaryota; Fungi; Ascomycota; Eurotiomycetes; Eurotiales; Aspergillaceae
Exons: 2
Coding region: 1-1959 (652 amino acids)
Source: RefSeq, a predicted model, not a curated record